CAGGACGAGGCUGAGACGCGCGAGCCGCUUCAAACAGUCACUCACAGCCCGAGACUCCAGCACGCGACGCUCCGCCAGCCACUGCGCAUCCCCCCUCUCUCUCUUUCUCCGUUUCACAUCGCUUCAGUCGUAAGGGAGGGAGAGAGGCGUCUGAGGAGGAAUUGUAGGUGAGGUUUGGACCACAGCCGGCGAGGUGGAGGAGAUCGCGCGCCUCGUACACGUUUGAAGGAUGCGCUGCCGCGCGCAACGGCGCGUCCUGUAGAGAUACGGCGAGCUAAGCGGGAUUGAAGCGUCAGGGUUUUCUUUCUCUAUCCAUGUUUGGCUUUUGUGCAAGAAGACCUGUCACUAUCUGACACUCCGUGAGAAACACAGCAUCACUUUCGGAGACGGAAGAAGAGGAAGGCAGGAGUGGGCUGUUUCUCUUCUCGCAAACAUCCAGAGCACUGCUUUAAUGAAGAAACAGACCUACUAACAAUCUCACAGAAGGGACCCUCCAGAACAAGUAUGGGGUCACCAUGGAAACCACUUCUCCUGCUGUCAGUUAUCAGCGGCCUAGCAGAUUUUGCUAGAGCCGUUGCCGGGAGACCUGUGUCAUACGCUGCAGUUCUGCGGAUGAAGGCAGACAGUUCCUCGUCCUCCUUGCUCAACUCCAGGAUGAGGUUAAGGAACAACCAUGGAGCGGGAUCGUCUAGCCAGGACUGGCCUCCGUUCUCAAGACACAGAUACUCUGCCCUCAGCUCACAGGAGGACUACAGGAGCGAAGAGAGUGAGGAGUUCGGUCCAGUGUUCAUUCAAGAGCCAGAUGAUGCAAUCUUCUCCCUGGAUUCAGAUGAUAAGAAAGUGAUAAUGAAUUGUGAAGCCAGAGGAAACCCUGUUCCGACCUACAGUUGGCUAAUCAAUGGAACCGCUGUGGAUGCAGAAGCAGAUUUCCGCUACAGUUUGAUUGAUGGGAACUUAAUAAUACACAAUGCAAGCGAGGCCAUUGAUUACGGGAGAUACCAGUGUAGAGCUGAAAACAGCAUCGGCACUGUCCUGAGUCGAGACGCCUUCCUACAGUUUGCCUAUCUCGGGGCGUUCAGCGGACGGGCGAGAGGAGCUGUUUCGGUGAGGGAAGGCCAGGGCGUUGUGUUGAUGUGUGCCCCCCCUGCUCAUUCACCAGAGAUCAUCUACAGCUGGGUGUUCAAUGAGCUUCCCUCGUUCGUGGCAGAGGACAGCCGGCGAUUCAUCUCGCAGGAAACGGGAAAUCUGUAUAUCUCCAAGGUGCAGCCCUCGGACGUGGGCAGCUACGUGUGCCAAGUGAAGAACACUGUGACCAACGCCAGGGUCCUGAGCCCACCGACGCCUCUGACUCUCAAAACAGAUGGAGUGAUGGGGGAGUACGAGCCCAAAAUUGAAGCGCAUUUUCCCCAGACGGUGCUGGCAGCCAAAGGCGUCACAGUGAGGCUGGAGUGCUUUGCCCUUGGGAAUCCCGUCCCCACUAUCACCUGGAGGAAGAUGAGUGGAAACAUCCCCAAAAAAGCCCGUCUGCGCAAAUCACAGGCUGUUCUCGAGAUCCCCAACAUCCAGCUAGAGGAUUCUGGGAGUUACGAAUGUAAAGCUGAGAACACCAGAGGAGGCACUGCAUUCAGAGGACACCUCCAGGUCUACACUCUGCCGCAGUGGAUCAGCAUGAUAAAUGACACUCAACUGGACAGCGGAGAGCAGCUCCACUGGGAAUGUCGAGCCACAGGAAAGCCCAGGCCCACGUAUCGCUGGCUGCGCAACGGAGAACCUCUCAACUCGCAGAGCAGAGUGGAAAUGGUGAAUGGGGAGCUUAUCAUUCACAGACUACAGCAGGCCGAUUCGGGAAUGUACCAGUGCAUCGCAGAAAACAAGUAUGGAGCCAUCUACUCCAGCGCAGAGCUCAAAAUACUAGCAUCAGCUCCCAUGUUCAACACCAACCCUGUCCGGCUCAUCGCGACCGUCGGAAAAGACGUGUCUCUGGAGUGCCGUCCACGUGCGUCGCCCAAACCCAAAGUCUCAUGGAGAAAAAAUGAUAGGAGAGUCCAACCCAGCCGAAGGAUCGCGUUGCUUCGGAAUAACACCCUCCGCAUCAUUAACUCCAGCCGCUCGGAUGAGGGAAGCUACGUGUGCCGUGCAGAAAACCAGUUUGGUUCAGCGGAGUUGACGACCGUACUUCUGGUGAAAGAGCCCAUGCGGGUGGAGCUGAGCCCCGUCCGGGUGGAGGUGACAGUGGGAGAGAGUGUGGUGCUCAGCUGUAAAGUCACUCAUGACCCCUCGCUGGACGUGUCCUUCCUCUGGCUGCUCAACAACCAGCCGCUCAACACCCAGCAGGAGGGCGGUCACUUCGAGUACAUCCAAACACAGUCCUCCACAGCAGACCUGAUGAUCAGGAGCAUCCUCCUGAAGCAUGCUGGGAAAUACGGGUGUCGUGCUCAGACGAGCGCAGACAGUGUUCUUGCAGAAGCCGAGCUGCUGGUUAGAGGCCCUCCUGGACCUCCUGGAGUGGUGAUUGUAGAGGAGAUCACGGAUACCACGGCGACGUUGUCAUGGAGCCACGGCGUUGACAAUCACAGUCCAAUCACCACCUACAAUGUACAAGCACGAAGCCCUGUCUCUCUGGGCUGGCAAACAGUGAAGACAGAUCCAGAGCCGGUGACAGGAAACAUGGAGUCCGCCAUGGCAGUGGAGCUCAACCCCUGGGUGGAGUAUGAGUUUCGGGUGGUGGCCACGAACGGCAUUGGCACAGGUGACCCGAGCGCCCCCUCCAGAGCGGUCCGCACUAAGGAAGCAGUUCCGUCAGUAGCCCCUGCCAACGUAAGAGGGGGAAAUGGCCGCAGGCAUGAGCUGGUCAUAUCCUGGGAGCCCGUCUCUGAAGAAUUCCAAAAUGGAGAAGGUUUUGGCUACAUCGUGGCGUUCCGAGCCAACGGCACACGUGGGUGGAAAGAGAAGAUGGUGACCUCGGCGGACUCCACCACCUAUAAAUACAGAGACGAGACCUUCCCACCUCUCACCCCGUUUGAGGUACGGGUGGGGGUGUAUAACAACAAAGGAGACGGGCCCUUCAGCGAGGUGGUUACCGUGUUCUCUGCGGAGGGAGAGCCCAGGGAGCCUCCUUCAGAAGUGCAGGCGUUUGCCAUCUCCUCCUCCGAAAUUAAAGUGAUGUGGAAGCCGCCCAAUCCUGGCCCCGGAAGACCCCAGGGAUACGAGGUGAGCUCCUGGAAGGACAUGGAGCAGGAGGAGAUGGGGAAGAAGAAGAGGACGGCGGGGAAUGAGACCGUCAUGUUGCUCACGGGGCUUGAUGGAAACACACAGUAUCUGAUCUCUGUGAAGGGAUUCAACAGCGUCGGUCAAGGUCCAGCCAGCUCACCCAUCAAGAUUAGCACUAAGAAAAACGCCCCAAGUCUACCCCCAGGCAACCUGAUGUGGAUUCAGGAGGGGAACAAUGUUUCUUUAUCCUGGGAUCCCGUGAAAGCAAGGGACAAUGAGUCAGAAGUCAUUGGCUACAAGGUACUAUUGCGUCAAGAGGGACGGGGCCACAGCCAAGUCAUGAGGACUCCAAACUCAGCCGUGGUCCUGACGCUUCCUGAGGGGGGAACAUACAUCAUCGAGGUGCGCGCGGUCAGUGAAGGAGGUGAAGGAGCCGCCAGCGCUCAGGUCAGAGUGCUCACCUCCUCAGGAGUGCGUGCAAAGAGUGGACAGCUCUCCGUCUGGAAUCUGCCUCCAGGAUUGGCGUGGACUGCUCUUUUCCUGUCAUUAAUGGUGCCUUCUUUUCCCUUGUGAGGCUACUGGGUCAUGUACUGUUCCUUUAAACCUUCCCUCCGCCUUCCUCCUAAAGACCACUCCCACUCACCCCUGUACGAAGGGGAUGGGCUCUCCCUCCUCCACACAGACUGCCUGCUUUGGCCUGUACCAUCAGCAGGACCCAAGGGGCCAGCCAAAGGGAAACGCUUCUUUUCCAAGCAUUAAGAAAUGCCUCCAAAUCCAGACAAAUUUCUUUUCUGGCCAUAUUUGUUUCCAGAUUUCUGUUCGGGAUAUCAUUGUAGUAUCGUGCUGUACAAAGUGUGGAGACAGUUGUUUAAAAUCUCCACAAAGCUCUAAAAGACCUUUUUUUAGGGACUGCCUUCCGAAACAGGUCUCCAAAACCGCCGAGGCCGCCCACUGCUCUGUGCCGCUGUGGCUUACCUUGUAACAUUUCUGCAUCCAUCUGACCCUUUGGCUGCCCGACAAGCAAACGCAGAGUAAGCUCAGUAGAAAUAAGUGCAUUGUUUUCUUAUUCACAAGUGGAGUGUGGAGACAACAAAGAAAAAAAACAUUUUUAUAGUACCGAGAAUCUUACUAUUUCCAGACUUGCUUUUUGUACAUUGUGUUACCUUUAGAGAAACAAAAAAAUGUGGAACAGUGGUGUGUUUCGGUCGGCUGCGUCUUGAGUUUUUGAACUUCGGUUUUUAAUUUUUGUUAUGUUCGGUGGGUAUCGAGAACUAGCAAGGUUGCUGGGCAACAGGGGGACUGAUGGACGAACCAGAGAUAAAGGGUUUGGACUCCACUUGUCGUGCCCAAACAUUUCUGUAGACAAAGACCAAGGCUGAUCUGUAACAGUUGAAAUAAAUGUGAUGUAUAUUUUUAAAA
Molecule: messenger RNA, 4629 nt
Organism: Puntigrus tetrazona (Sumatra barb)
Lineage: Eukaryota; Metazoa; Chordata; Actinopteri; Cypriniformes; Cyprinidae
Gene: cntn5
Product: contactin 5
Exons: 24
Coding region: 505-3783 (1092 amino acids)
Biological process (GO): cell-cell adhesion; brain development
Molecular function (GO): cell-cell adhesion mediator activity
Source: RefSeq, a predicted model, not a curated record